Molecule: messenger RNA, 2067 nt
Organism: Danio aesculapii
Lineage: Eukaryota; Metazoa; Chordata; Actinopteri; Cypriniformes; Danionidae
Product: neuroserpin-like
Exons: 14
Coding region: 1-2067 (688 amino acids)
Biological process (GO): negative regulation of endopeptidase activity
Molecular function (GO): serine-type endopeptidase inhibitor activity; protein binding
Source: RefSeq, a predicted model, not a curated record
AUGCUGCUGCUGGUUGUGUUGCCGCUGCUGCUGCUCCUGCGUGGAUGUGUUUGUCAGGCAUCAGACGUGCCCGAAGACGUAACGGCAGAGUUCUCCGUGCGCCUCUACCACCAGCUCCAGAUCAGCAGCGGAGAGGAGAACAUCAUCUUCUCUCCGCUCAGCGUGGCUCUGGCUUUGGGCAUGGUGGAGCUGGGCGCCCGCGGCUCCUCUUUACAGGAGAUCAGACAGGCCGUGGGCUACAGUCACUUCAGAGAAGAUGAAGAGUUCUCUCUGCUGAGAAACCUGAGCCAGGCAUUGUCCACAGAUGAGGAGCAGUAUGUGGUCCGUCUGGCCAACUCGCUGUUCCUGCAGACGGGGGUCCACUUCAAUGAAGACUUCCUGCAGCUCAUGAAGAAGUACUUCAGAGCCGAGGUGGAGACGGUGGAUUUCAGCCAGUCCACAGCCGUCGCUGAACGCAUCAACUCCUGGGUGCUCAACCACACAGAGAGCAAAAUUCAGAAUCUGGUGUCAGCGGAGGACUUCAGCAGCUCCACCAUGAUCAUGCUGGUGAAUGCAGUUUAUUUCAGGGGCAGCUGGAAGAACCAGUUUAGGCCAGAAAACACCAGAACUUUCUCCUUCACCAGAGAUGAUGGCAGUGAAGUGCAGACCCUGAUGAUGUACCAGCAGGGGGACUUUUACUACGGUGAGUUCAGCGACGGCACCACAGAGGCUGGUGGAGUUUACCAGGUGCUGGAGAUGCUCUAUGAGGGCGAAGACAUGAGCAUGAUGAUCGUCCUGCCCCGUCAGGAGGUUCCUCUGGCCUCGCUGGAGCCCAUCAUUAAAGCCCCGCUGCUGGAGGACUGGGCCAACAAUGUUAAGAGGCAGAAGGUGGAGGUUUACCUGCCCAGAUUCAAGGUGGAGCAGAAGAUUGAUCUGAGAGAGUCUCUGCAGCAGCUGGGCAUCAGGAGCAUCUUCAGCAAAGACGCCGAUCUGUCGGCCAUGACGGCUCAGAUGACAGACGGACAGGAUCUGUUCAUCGGAAAAGCUGUUCAGAAGGCCUAUGUGGAGGUGACUGAGGAAGGGGCUGAAGGGGCCGCGGGAUCAGACUGGUGCUCAGAGAUUGUUUUAAAAACCCACAUCACCUCUGCCCGCAGAGUUGGUGUUGAGGCACAGUAUGAUCGCAUGACCAGGACGCUGGUGUUGUACCCACAGGUCAUGGCUGAUCAUCCCUUCUUCUUCAUCAUCAGAAACAGAAAAACAGGAUCCAUCCUCUUCAUGGGUAGAGUUAUGAACCUGAACUCAUCGACCCCUUCGACAACAACUUUGACAUGUAAAAGUCCAGCAAACGCAACUUCCUCUGGAGUGAACACCAGCAGUGAAAGUUUCCCCAAGUCUCACUCGCACUACUCGGAGUUUAAGCGACACAAACUCUCCGUUCUCUGUGGAACUGACUCCAGACUCUGGGAUUGUUGCCACACCAUUGCCGUCCAGCCGGUUCAGGUUUGCCUCGUGGCACUGGUAGAGGAGCACGAUGUCCGUGGAGACCAGCUGGCCUGUCCCAGAGUCAGAGAGGGUAAGAGCGCGCUCAGGGACAACAUGUUCACAGUGUGUACCUUAAUACAGUAUGAUGACAGGUCAGACAUCAGUGAAUUCCUCCAGCAGAGGCCUGCAGAAGAUGAGCUGUCGGCUCACAGUGGAGAUUUCCUGCUCAGAGGAGGCCGGAGGAAGAGGAAAGAAGAUGAAGGACAGAAGUGGGAGGAGAGACUGCAGGAGAAUUGGGAGAACUGUGCUGAACUUGUCAUAUCAGGACCUGGGAGAUCUCGUACCAGCUGGAGAACUUCAUCGCAUCCUAAGGAGACUGAUCCGUGGUUGGAGUGUCUGCAGCUGGUAGAGAAGCACUGCGAGAUCUCGCUCCGUCAGACUGCCACGCUGCCAAAGGUUCCUGAGAUCCAGCACUUGUGCCUGUCUGAAAACAGUAUUUCCUCUCUGGGCGAGCUGACCCUGCUGAGGAGCUCACCGCUACAAUCUCUGAGCCUCAAACGAAACCCCUGCCAGUUCCUGGAGGACUACCGAUCACGAAUUCUGUAG